Messenger RNA from Exserohilum turcica Et28A, 1326 nucleotides. RefSeq names its product glycoside hydrolase family 76 protein. Gene Ontology annotation, biological process: fungal-type cell wall biogenesis; carbohydrate catabolic process. The record is from RefSeq and is a predicted model, not a curated record. Lineage: Eukaryota; Fungi; Ascomycota; Dothideomycetes; Pleosporales; Pleosporaceae. Gene Ontology annotation, molecular function: mannan endo-1,6-alpha-mannosidase activity. Bases 1 to 1326 code for a protein of 441 amino acids. The transcript has 3 exons.
AUGUUCGCGCGUACUGCCGUGCUGUCGCUCGCUCUCUCAUACGUCUCUGGCAGCGUUGCUGCACUUGACUUGGACGUCAGCAGCAGAGACUCGAUUGUUUCUGUAACAAAGACGCUCGCUAAUGAGAUCGUCACAUUCUACAAGGAGACCCUCUCGCGUACUGGAAUCCCCGGCAUCUUGCCUCGCCCCUACAACUGGUGGGAAGCCGGCGUUGUGUUCAAUGGCUUGAUUGAAUACUCAAACCUAACCAGCGACACACAAUAUGACUCGUUAAUCUCGGAAGGCAUACUAUGGCAGAAAGGCGAAAACCACACCUUCAUGCCGCUCAAUCAAACGGAACAUCCGUUAAAUGACGAUCAGUGCGCCUGGGCCCAGACAGCGAUGACUGCUGCUGAAUUUGGGUUCCCAAUUCCUAACAACGAGUCGUGGGUCGAUAUGGCUAUCGAUGUGUUUGACGCCCUUACCAUGCGAUGGGACAGUGGGUAUUGUGAUGUUGGUCUUCGUGUGGAAAGAUACUUUAAAGAAGGAUAUGAUUAUGCACAAACAUCCGCAAACAGCGACUUCUUUUUACUGGCUUCUCGUCUGGCACGCUUCACCGGCAACGACACGUAUGCUGAGUGGGCGGAGAAGAUCUUUGACUGGGCAAAAGAGAUUGGCUUAAUUACGGACGAUUACAACGUCUAUGGCGCUAGAAGGGAUUGUACCACGAUCAACGACAUCCAGUGGACAUAUGAGCACGGUCUGUUGACCGAAGGUGCAGCUGUGAUGUACAACAUUACAGGAGGAAAGCAAAAAUGGGCCGACGCAGUCAAGGGGCUUGUGAACACGACAUCGGUCUUCCUUGAAGAUGGCAUUUUCACGGAGACUGUCUGCGACGAGGGCGGCCGCUGCGAACCGGAUAAUCGGGCGUACAAAGGCGUCGCCGCUCGCUCCUAUGCCCGCGCCGUGGUAGCCGCACCCGCGGUGGCGGAUUCCCUUGACAAGAUGUUGGUAAUUGCUGCUGAAGCCGCGGUCGCAGCAUGUAAUCACACUGGGACAGCAGAAGUGCGAUGCUCGCAGUCCUGGGUCGAAGGAGGCAGAUGGUCGGAGUUUGGCAAGGCUAGUGACGGCAACCUGGGGGACAUUUUCAAUGCAAUGGAGGCUGUGCAGGGUCUGCUAUAUUUGCCAGCAAAGGCACGAGUACCUAUGAAUAUCACGGGCGGACCGGAGGAUAAGGGGGAUACCGGCGCAUCGGAGAAGGCGGAUGGUGCGAGUGGUGCGGGUGCGAGGGCAGCGGGCAUCACGGCCGUCUUGGCUGUCGCUUUCGCGGCGGCCCUGAUGUGCUAG